UUGCGAUCCAAGAGAGUAAGGCAUGUACCGGUGAUGGCAGUGUAACCGAUAACAGCCUGGCCAGCAAAGAUUGGUGGCAGGUCUCACAAUUCUAUCAAAUUUAUCCCAGAUCCUUUAAGGAUUCUAAUGGUGAUGGUAUUGGUGAUCUGAAGGGUAUCAUCUCGAAGCUCAGCUAUCUCAAGGAGAUUGGUGUGAAUGCCACAUGGCUAUCACCCAUCUAUGUCUCACCCAUGGCCGAUUUUGGUUAUGACAUUGCCAAUUUCUUUGACAUACAACCGGAAUAUGGAACCCUUGCUGAUUUCGAUGAACUCAUUAAGGAAGCGAAUAAAUUGGGUUUAAAAAUAAUUAUGGAUUUCGUGCCCAAUCACUCAAGUGAUGAAUGUGUUUGGUUCCAAAAAUCCGUUAAUCGUGAGAAGGGCUAUGAGGACUACUAUGUCUGGCAUGAUGGCUAUGUGGAUGAAAAGGGCCAAAGGCAGCCACCCAGUAAUUGGUUACAGGCCUUUCGUGGCAGUGCCUGGGAAUGGAAUGAAAAGAGACAGCAAUAUUACCUUCAUCAGUUUGCCGUUAAGCAACCCGAUCUCAACUAUCGUAACCCCGACGUUGUGGCUCAAAUGAAACGGGUCCUGACCUAUUGGCUCGAUCGUGGUGUGGCCGGUUUUCGCAUUGAUGCUGUCCCCUGGAUGUUUGAAGUAUUACCCGAUGAAAAUGGCCGCUAUCCUGAUGAACCGAAAUCGGGUUAUACCAAUGAUACAGAUGAUUCCGCAUAUUUGCUGCACAUCUAUACUCAGGAUCAACCAGAAACCAUUGAUAUGGUCUAUCAAUGGCAUAAAUUACUGGAGGAUUAUCAAAGGGUACAUGGUGGUGAUACCAGGGUGUUGAUGAUUGAAACCUGGUCCAGCAUUGAUCAGGUUAUGAAAAUGUAUGGCAAUAAGUCUGUGGAGGGUGCUCAGAUUCCCUUUAAUUUCCAAUUUAUCAGUGCCGGAAAUGAUAAUCAAAAUAAUACCAAUCUGCCGGCUGGAGGAUUUACGAAAAUCAUCAAAAAGUGGAUGGAUAAUAUGCCGUCGGGUAAAACCGCAAAUUGGGUGAUGGGCAACCAUGACAAACGUCGUGUUGGCAGUCGUUAUGGUGAGAAUCGCAUUGAUCUGAUGAAUAUGCUGCAAAUGUUCCUGCCUGGUGUCAGUAUCACUUAUAUGGGUGAUGAAUUGGGUAUGCUCGAUUUAGAAAUAUCAUAUGAGGAUAGUGUCGAUCCCGCUGCCUGUAAUGCCAGCCCAGAUAACUAUCAACAGUUUACCCGUGAUCCGGCACGUACACCCUUCCAAUGGAGUUCUGCUGCUGAAGCUGGCUUUACCGAUGGCAAGUCCACUUGGUUGCCCGUUAAUCCGAAUUAUGUCACCGUGAAUGUAGAAACGGAAAAGGCGACCACCAAGAGUCAUCUGAAUGUUUAUAAAGAAAUGUCGAAGUUACGCCAAACGAAGACACUGCAAUAUGGCAAUCUACAGUAUGGCAAUGUGGGCGAUAAUAUUUUGGCGGUGAAGAGAUCCCUGCCCAAUGAAAAGACCUACAUCCUAUUGGCCAAUGUUUUGGACUCGGCCCAAAAUGCCAAUGUUGUUGAUGUCAUCAAGGCCUCGGGAAGCUAUAAAACGAAAAUUGCCAAUGUCAUAUCGACCAGGAAGGUUGGAGAUCUGGUGGCAUUGGAUAAUUUCUAUUUGAAUGGCAAUGAGGCCAUUAUUGUAGAAUCCGCCUAAUUUU
Molecule: messenger RNA, 1749 nt
Organism: Musca vetustissima
Lineage: Eukaryota; Metazoa; Arthropoda; Insecta; Diptera; Muscidae
Product: maltase A3-like
Exons: 5
Coding region: 231-1745 (504 amino acids)
Biological process (GO): carbohydrate metabolic process
Source: RefSeq, a predicted model, not a curated record